This is a messenger RNA of Sphenostylis stenocarpa, 1710 nucleotides long. NCBI's taxonomy places the organism in Eukaryota, Viridiplantae, Streptophyta, Magnoliopsida, Fabales, Fabaceae. The record is from the annotation of a GenBank genome assembly.
AUGGAGAUUCAACAAACCCUGAAGCUCACUAUCCACAAAAAAUGGCCAUCAUCACCCAAGAAAACACCAAAAGAUUCAGAACCAAUAACCACUACUACAACUCCAAAGCUGAAAUGGAAGAAAAUUUUCUUUCACCCCAAAACCAAAACCAAAAUCCAAACCCCCCCAGAUGAGUUCCUCUGCCCCGUUUCCCGUUCCCUCAUGUUCGACCCCGUCAUCGUCUCCUCCGGCCAUUCCUUCGAACGCUCCUCCGUUGAAGCCUGUAAAAAUCUCAACUUUACCCCCCAGCUCCCGGACGGCACCACCCCCGAUUUCUCCACCCUCAUCCCUAACCUCGCCCUCAAAUCCGCCAUCCUCAAAUGGUGCCACACCACCCACACACCACCUCCUCUCUCACACAACAACCUCGUACAAUCCUCAAUCCCCCCUAACAGAAACCUCGUACAACAAACUUCAAUCUCCCCGAACACCCCCAGCACAAACCUGGUACAAACCUCGAUCUCCCCAGAAGUAAAACACUCCGUCAGAGAUCCGAUCCUGGAUUCCCUCGACGACAACCCACCAUCGAGCAACCUCCGUCGUCACGCAGAAACCGAGGUGCCCAUAAGACCAACACACCUGUACACGAGCUCCGAGGAAUCCAUAGCCACAACCUCAGCCUCAACGCCGCCGUUUCAGCUCGCCACGCGCCCCAGUUGCUGCUACUAUUACUCUUCCCCUUCCUCGUCCGAAAUGGAACCUGCUGCAACCCCAGAAGAAGAAGAAAUCAUGGCAAAGCUCAAAAACCCACAACAGAACAUAAUCGAGGAAGCGCUUCUCUCUUUGAGAAAACUCACCCGGGUGAGAGAAGAAACCCGGGUCCAACUCUGCACCCCGCGGUUGCUCUCUGCGUUACGCUCCCUCGUUUUGUCGAAACACGUGAACAUUCAAGUGAACGCUUUGGCUUCGGUGGUGAACCUUUCUCUGGAGAAGAGUAACAAAGUGAAGAUCGUGCGGUCGGGGAUGGUACCACCAUUGGUCGAGGUUCUGAAAUUUGGAUCCCCUGAGGCGCAGGAACACGGUGCGGGCGCGUUGUUCAGUUUAUCUCUCGAAGACGAUAACAAAACCGCCAUUGGGGUUUUGGGUGGUUUGGGUCCGUUGCUUCAUAUGCUCCGAGUCGAGAGCGAGCGGACUCGGCAUGACUCGGCCUUGGCGCUUUACCAUUUGUCUUUGGUUCAGAGUAACCGGUCCAAGAUGGUUAAACUCGGUUCGGUUCCGGUUCUUUUGAGUAUGGUUAAGUCGGGUCACAUGACGAAUCGGGUUUUAAUGAUUUUGGGGAACUUGGGUUCCGGGUCGGACGGGCGGGCCGCGAUGUUGGAUGCCGGUGUGGUGGAGUGUUUGGUCGGGUUGCUUAGUGGGCCCGAAUCACCCACCGGGUCGACUCGGGAGAGUUGUGUGGCGGCAAUGUACGCCUUGAGUCACGGCGGUUUGAGGUUUAAGGCGGUGGCAAAGGCCGCGGGGGUGGUGGAGGUGUUGCAAAAGGUGGAGAAGGUGGGGAGUGAGAGGUCUAGGAAUAAGGUGAGGAAGAUUUUGGAGAUUAUGAGGGCCAAAGAGGUGGAGGAGGAGGAUGUGGAUUGGGAGGAGUUGCUUGACUCGGGGUUGGGUUGCCGAACUCGGAUCCGGAUCGGCGGCGGGUUGAACGAGUCGAGUGCUAACUCGGCCGAGUUUUGA